Messenger RNA from Haliotis rubra (blacklip abalone), 1076 nucleotides. RefSeq names its product trypsin-like. The coding region runs from base 82 to 942 and encodes 286 amino acids. The transcript has 6 exons. The record is from RefSeq and is a predicted model, not a curated record. Lineage: Eukaryota; Metazoa; Mollusca; Gastropoda; Lepetellida; Haliotidae. Gene Ontology annotation, molecular function: serine-type endopeptidase activity. Gene Ontology annotation, biological process: proteolysis.
GAAAUGGUAGCGAAUCGACGCUGAAUAGAAGCCCGAGAUUCAUUGACACUGGUUUCAGUAGUACACAGUGCUUUGGAAACAAUGGCAGCAUUUCUGUCGUUGUUUGUUGUGUGCCUCGGAAUUGCUGCCCUUGGACGUGUGGCUGAAGGCGUAGUGGGCGGCACCCCUCUUGAACCUGGUCAGUGGCCGUUCCUCGUGUCCCUCCACUUCAAGCCUGACCACCCGUUCACAAACAAGACUCGCCAGAGACAUCUCUGUACCGGCACCCUCAUCCGACCGCAGUGGGUCCUAACUGCCGGACAUUGCUUCGAUGGAGAAGAAUGGGACGGACUGGAGAAGAAGAGCAACUGGAUCGUCAUGAUCGGCGAACACAACCAGUACAAGAACGAGGGGACAGAACAACGGAUGAGGAUCAGGAAGGUCUUCAGACACAGGAACUACACAGCGCGCCCCCUCCUACGGGAUCUGACCCUCCUGAAGUUGAAGCGUCCGGCGGUCCUCUCCCGGCACGUCCAGCCUAUUGCCCUGGAUACCGAGGGAAGGUGCACGGAAGUAGGAGCCAAUGUGUCCGUGGCAGGCUGGGGGCAGAUAUCAUACAGGCCUCUCGGUUGGAGCAUGUACAUUCCACUCAGGGUGAACAUCACGGUCAUUGAACAGGACCGGUGUAGUACAGGAUAUGCUACCGUACCAGACGAUGACCCGGACAAAGCUUUCUACGCCCCAGAGGAAGACUCGGUUAUCUGUGCAGGCAGCCCCUCGGGAGGCCGGGAUGCAUGUUUGGGUGAUUCUGGUGGACCUCUGGCGUGUUACUAUGACAACGAGUGGCACGAGGGAGCUGUGGUCUCCACUGGCUACAACUGUGGCAAAGCGGAGUACCCAGGGUUGUACACUAAACUCACCUCGUACCUGGACUGGAUCGAACACACUAUAGACAGACAUUAGGACCCUGUCCUACUCAGCUAACUAUGGCAUCUGCAGGGAAGCUGGACACUCGCAUGCUUGCAGUCAAAGUCAUUUGAUUCAAAUCGUCAAAAUUUCAUUUCAUAUGCUUCUAAAUAAAAUGCCAUGGUACAGAU